GUCCCACGUCGCUCUCCGUUCGCUCCCAGGCUUCCCUGCGCGUGUACCUCUGUCUGCGCCUGCAGGUAUGGCGUUCCGGUGUCAGCGUGACAGCUAUGCUCGAGAGUACACCACCACCGUGGUCUCCUGCCGUCCCGCGGAGCUGCAGACUGAAGGGAGCAACGGCAGGAAAGUGCUGAGCGGUUUCCACGUGGUGCUGGAAGACACACUGCUUUUCCCUGAGGGCGGGGGACAGCCUGAUGACCGUGGUACAAUCAAUGACAUCUCUGUGCUGAGAGUGACUCGCCGCGGGGAGCAGGCUGAUCAUUUCACACAGACACCCCUGGAUCCAGGAAGCCAGGUUCUGGUCCGGGUAGACUGGGAGCGGAGGUUUGACCACAUGCAGCAGCAUUCAGGGCAGCAUCUCAUCACGGCAGUUGCUGACCAUCUAUUUAAGCUGAAGACAACAUCAUGGGAGUUAGGGAGAUUUCGGAGUGCGAUUGAGCUGGACACCCCCUCUAUGACUACAGAGCAAGUAGCUGCCAUUGAGCAGAGCGUCAAUGAAAAAAUCAGAGAUCGGCUGCCUGUGAAUGUCCGAGAAUUGAGCCUGGAUGAUCCUGAGGUGGAGCAGGUGAGAGGCCGGGGUUUGCCGGAUGAUCAUGCCGGGCCCGUUCGUGUUGUUAGCAUUAAGGGCGUUGAUUCCAACAUGUGCUGUGGGACCCAUGUGAGCAAUCUCAGUGACCUUCAGGUCAUUAAGAUUCUGGGCACUGAGAAGGGGAAAAAGAACAAAACCAACCUGAUAUUUCUGGCUGGGAACCGGGUGCUGAAGUGGAUGGAGAGAAGUCAUGGAACUGAAAAAGCACUGACUGCUCUGCUUAAGUGUGGAGCAGAGGAUCAUGUGGAAGCAGUGAAAAAGCUCCAGAACUCCACCAAGAUCCUGCAGAAGAAUAACCUGAAUCUGCUCAGAGACCUGGCUGUGCACAUUGCCCAUAGCCUCAGGAACAGCCCAGACUGGGGAGGUGUGGUCAUGUUACACAGGAAGGAGGGUGAUUCAGAGUUCAUGAAUAUCAUUGCCAAUGAGAUUGGGUCAGAGGAGACCCUCCUAUUCUUAACCGUGGGCGAUGAGAAAGGUGCUGGACUCUUCUUACUGGCAGGGCCACCUGCGUCUGUGGAGACCCUGGGGCCCAGGGUGGCUGAGGUCCUGGAAGGCAAAGGAGCAGGGAAGAAAGGCCGUUUUCAGGGCAAGGCCACCAAGAUGAGCCGGCGGACAGAAGUGCAGGCACUUCUCCAGGACUACAUCACCACGCAGAGUACUAAGGAGUGAGGGCUUAGGGUACUCACCUCCUGUUUCCACAGGCAUCUUUUGGUCAAUAAAAUAGUUUGACUCAGAA
Molecule: messenger RNA, 1370 nt
Organism: Cercocebus atys (sooty mangabey)
Lineage: Eukaryota; Metazoa; Chordata; Mammalia; Primates; Cercopithecidae
Product: alanyl-tRNA editing protein Aarsd1
Exons: 12
Coding region: 68-1303 (411 amino acids)
Biological process (GO): alanyl-tRNA aminoacylation; regulation of translational fidelity
Molecular function (GO): nucleic acid binding; alanine-tRNA ligase activity; Ser-tRNA(Ala) deacylase activity
Source: RefSeq, a predicted model, not a curated record